AUAAAAAAAUCCCUCACAUUUAAUUCAAGAAUUCAAUUUAACUAACGCCCAAAAAUCACAAAAAAAAUAAAUAAAUUGAGUUUUAUAUAGAGAAAGUGGUAAUAAUAAUACUGUAAGAGAUCUGUUGCUGAUGGCGGGUUUGCAACUUGCAAUUGCAAAUGCAAAGACACUUCUUUCUCUGAACAUUUCCAACACAAUUUCUCUGUCACUAAACAACACCACCACCAACAACAAUUUUCAGAUCCCCAACAUCACCAAUCUCUAUGCUAAUUUCCCUCAUUUUUUUAAUUACCAAUCUCUAUGCAUUUUCUUUUUCUCAAAUCCAAAUCUCAAUUCUCUCUCUCUCUCUCUCCCUGAAACACUGAACUCAACCCUUGUCUGUUUGUUUCUGUUCUGAUUUCUUCUCCUUCCCCAAUCAAUUCCAUUCCAUAUGAUCGAUCUACUAUCAUCUAUCACCGUUCACUCAUCAACGGUCUGAUUUUACUCUCGUCGUUUUCCUCCUUCACUAAUUUUCACGCGUUUUCUCUCUCGGAGUAACAAACACGACCUCAUUUGAAUUACAAAUGCAGCAGCACAACACAGAAAACACAUUUUCCCGUGUUUUCCUUUUAGUACUAUUAUUCCAUUUUUACCCUCACUGACAACAAACAUUGUUAUUCUUUCUCAUUUUCAUAAUGCUUUCUUUUCCGGCGACGUAACCACCAUGAACCACCACCGCCGCAAACAUAAACCACUCUCAUUCAACAUCUUCUUCAGAGUUUGUAAUCUCGUUGGUAAAACAUGGGCUGCGGGGGCUCCAAAGUGGAGGAGUUCCCCGUGGUAACUCUCUGCAGACAGCGUAAACAGUUUCUCAAAAACGCCUCCGACCAACGCUACGCUCUCGCCGCCGCACACGUUGCUUAUUUACAGUCUUUAAGAGAUAUUGGAGAAGCUCUUCGAAAAUUCUCCGAUCAAGAUCUCUUCCUUCCAACUACUUCAACUCCUUCUUCCUCAAUUUCUUCCCCUGUUCUCACAUUGCCUUCACAAAAAGGUAAAUCCAAAAAUAGUAGUAACCGCCACAUUUCAUCUUCUUCACCUUCUCAUCAUGACGACGAUGACGAUGAUUCUCAUUUGCAUCUUUCUUCUGGAUCGGAGUUGAGUUCUCCUUCUUCAGAUCAUGUUCAUGAUCAUCAUCAUCAUAAUCGAACACCGGAACCUGAAUCCGAACCUGAACGAGAAUUCGAAUAUCAUCAGCACGAACCUGAACCCGAACCAGAACCAUCUUCUUCUUACGAGUAUAACUAUCCAUAUCCAUAUUCUUAUUCAGAAAAUUGGAAUCAAAAUCAAAAUCAAAAUCAACCAGGGGUUAAUAGUUAUGCAUAUUAUAUGAAGAAAUCUGCACCUCAUGGAAAACCUAUGAUUUACCAAGAACCAGAGAGACACGUGGCAGCAUCUGGACAAUGGACGGGUUCUCCUAAUUACGGUUAUGGUGGUUAUGGUUAUCCUGAUGUGAAUGGGAAUGCUGGUGGUUUCUAUGGUUUUCCGGCGGGGCCUUCGUCUUCUGCUCCACCGCCUCCUCCGGUUGCUCCGAAUCCACCUUCGCCGCCGAGAGUUUCUACUUGGGAUUUCCUUAACUUUUUUGAGACUGUUGAUAAUGGUUAUUCUGGUUAUGGAAAUUACGGGUUAGGGUUAGCGUCGAGUGGGAGUAGCCCUGAUUCGAAAGAGGUUAGGGAGAGGGAAGGGAUUCCUGAACUAGAAGAUGAAACUGAACAGGAAACAACAGUGAAGGAGAUUCGUCCUGAGAAGAAGAAAAAAGUGGCGGAGAAAGUGGAAAAGGAAAUGGAAAAGAAAAAGAAAAAGGAAGAGGUUGUUGGUGGUGGUGGUAGAGAUUUUGGGGAAGGAACUUCGAAUUCGAAGGAAGUGCCAUUGCAACAAGUGAGUAGUAGUGAGGGAAGUUCCAAAACAGUGCGUUUUCACAGUAGUGACGAUAGUGGUAGUUCGAUUACUUCACAUGAAAAAAAGAGUCAUGAUAGUGUUGUUUCUAAAGGAUCUCCGCGAAAGAAAGGGGUGAGUUUUGAAAUUGAUGCUGAUGAAGAAGCUGCUACUGUUACCACUGUGGAGAUUGAUGGCGAAUCUUCUAUUUUGAGUAGCUUAAGUACCUUGUCUCCACAUGGAACUAGAGAUCUCAAAGAGGUUGUUAGGGAAAUUAGAGAUGAGUUUGAGACUGCUUCGAAUCAUGGUAAAGAAGUUGCGUUUCUUCUUGAGGUUUACAAAGCGCCUUAUCAGUCAAGGGUUGCUGCAUUUCGAGCUAUCUUUUCGAGGAUAUUGGAGAUUGUAGCACCUUCCAGUCUGCCUUCUGCUCCUCCAUCUGGGCCGCCAAUCCAAUUCUCUUCUAGGACAAUGAAAUUGGCAAAAGCAUACUGCGGGGAACCUGAGAAAGAGUUAAUAUCAAAUCCGAUAAACCUUUCAUCUACAUUAGAGAAACUUUAUGCAUGGGAAAAGAAGUUGUACAAGGAAGUUAAGGAUGAAGAGAGGUUAAGAGCUAUUUAUGAGAAACAAUGUAAGAGACUGAAAGCAUUGGAUGAUCGAGGAGCUGAAGCUACUAAAAUUGAUGCUGCUGAGACAUCAAUUAGAAAGUUGCUAACAAAAAUAAACAUUUGCAUCAGAAGUGUUGAAACUAUAUCAGGGAGGAUACAUAAAUUGAGGGAUGAAGAAUUGCAGCCUCAGCUUGCAGCAUUAAUUAAUGGAUUGAUAAGAAUGUGGAAAUUCAUGCUCCAAUGCCACCAGAAACAGUUCCAGGCUAUCAUGGAGAGUAAAACUCAAUCUCUCAAGUUAAACGCUGGUUUGCAAAGAGAAGAAAGUUUGAAAGUCAUUAUAGAACUCGAAAGGGAGCUUCUGAAUUGGUGCACUCAGUUCAACAAUUGGGUUAGGACUCAAAAAUCUUAUGUUGAAAAUUUGAAUGGGUGGCUCAUAAGGUGCCUUCCUAACGAACCUGAAGAAACAGCCGAUGGUGUUGUCCCUUUCUCUCCAGGUCGGAUUGGAGCUCCACCUGCUUUCAUAAUCUGCAAUGAUUGGAAUCAAGCAAUGAAUAGAAUUUCAGAAAGAGGGGUGGCAGAUGCUAUGGGCGAAUUUGCUCAAAAACUACAUGAGUUAUGGGAGAGACAAGAUGAGGAACAGAGGCAGAAAAUCAGGGCAGAGUAUCUCACAAAGGAUUUUGAGAAACAACUCAGAGCUAUGCGCACCGAAAUGGGAAGCUCAAACCACGAGCAUGACAAAGUUUCAGGGAAGACUGCAUUGUCGAAGUUUAGUUCUGAUAGUGGUGUCUCACCGCUGGAUGAUCUAAAGGUUGAUUUAGAUUCUAUGAAGAAGAAAUUGCAUGAAGAGAGGGCAAGACAUAAAGAAGCCAUUAAACUUGUACGCGAUGCAGCUUCUAAUAGUUUACAAACUGGUUUGAUUCCCAUUUUUAAGACAUUAGAAAGUUUCACAUCAGAGGUGGUGAAAGCGCACGAGCAAGUUAGACUUCAAAAUGCUGGGGCCACAUAGUAGUGGGGAUUGAUUUGGGGAAUUUGUUAAGUACAUUGAAGAUUUAGAACUAACCACCAGUUUUGCAUCUAGAAUUAAUCUUGUUAUGUAGGAAAGACCUCUUAAAUUCAGAAACUAAGGUUUCGGGUGUAUAAAUGUCAGGACAUGGUUAUCUUGAAUUCAGCUCCUGUAACACCCAAUCUACAGUUAGGUAAAAUUUGUACAGAAUAAUUCAUUUAUUGAUUGAUUGGUUGUAGGUGAUUGUAUAUGAUGUUUAUUAUGCCUAGGAGUAGGAUCUUAGCAGGAGGAAGCAAACUCAAGAACAAUCAAGUGAAUUGAAAUAUGCUUUAAUUUCCUGCA
Messenger RNA from Trifolium pratense (red clover), 3861 nucleotides. RefSeq names its product protein ROLLING AND ERECT LEAF 2. The transcript is spliced from 4 exons. NCBI's taxonomy places the organism in Eukaryota, Viridiplantae, Streptophyta, Magnoliopsida, Fabales, Fabaceae. Bases 781 to 3522 code for a protein of 913 amino acids. The record is from RefSeq and is a predicted model, not a curated record.